Messenger RNA from Rasamsonia emersonii CBS 393.64, 279 nucleotides. RefSeq lists its product as uncharacterized. The record is from RefSeq and is a predicted model, not a curated record. The transcript has a single exon. Lineage: Eukaryota; Fungi; Ascomycota; Eurotiomycetes; Eurotiales; Trichocomaceae.
CUGUCGUCUCAAUGGUAUUAUGGCGUUCCGGCGUUCGCGAUAUGCUCGACUGGGCUCUGCAUUCGCUCGAUAUCUUGCCUGAGGUCUCGCACAACCAGAGGGAUCAAUGUGAACCGGUAUUUGGGAGUCCCUUAUAGCGUCAAUAAAUUUCAAGUGGAUAGAGAAAACAGAUGCUGCUCACAUCUUCCAGUGAAGAUUUGUAACAGAUGGAGAGUUCGUGGUUUCAGAAGAAUUCUUGACAGAGUGGACAGCAAUGGCAUGAAUGAACUGAAAUAUUGA